Molecule: messenger RNA, 702 nt
Organism: Suricata suricatta (meerkat)
Lineage: Eukaryota; Metazoa; Chordata; Mammalia; Carnivora; Herpestidae
Gene: FGF6
Product: fibroblast growth factor 6
Exons: 3
Coding region: 76-702 (208 amino acids)
Biological process (GO): positive regulation of gene expression; positive regulation of cell population proliferation; regulation of cell migration
Cellular component (GO): cytoplasm
Molecular function (GO): growth factor activity; fibroblast growth factor receptor binding
Source: RefSeq, a predicted model, not a curated record
CUGAGGGGAGAAAAACAAGAAGGGCGGUAUUUUUAGGGCCAUUAAUUCUGACCACGUGCCUGAGAGGCAAGGUGGAUGGCCCUGGGACAGAGGCUGUUCAUCACUAUGUCCCGGGGAGCAGGACGUCUUCAGGGCACGCUGCGGGCUCUCAUCUUCCUAGGCGUCCUAGUGGGCAUGGUGCUGCCCUCGCCUGCAGGCGCCCGCACCAACAGCACGCUGCUGAACUCCAGGGGCUGGGGCACCCUGCUGUCAAGGUCUCGAGCUGGGCUAGCUGGAGAGAUUGCUGGGGUGAAUUGGGAGAGUGGCUACUUGGUGGGGAUCAAGCGGCAGAGGAGGCUCUACUGCAACGUGGGCAUCGGCUUUCACCUCCAGGUGCCCCCCGACGGCCGGAUCAGCGGGACCCACGAGGAGAACCCCUACAGCCUGCUAGAGAUUUCCACCGUGGAGAGGGGUGUGGUGAGCCUCUUUGGAGUGAAGAGUGCCCUCUUUGUUGCCAUGAACAGUAAAGGAAGAUUAUACACAACGCCCAGCUUCCAAGAGGAAUGCAAGUUCAGAGAAACCCUCCUGCCCAACAAUUACAAUGCCUACGAGUCAGACCUGUACCGAGGGGCCUAUAUCGCACUGAGCAAAUAUGGACGGGUAAAGCGGGGCAGCAAGGUGUCCCCAAUCAUGACUGUCACUCACUUCCUUCCCAGGAUAUAA